UGCUUUCGGAAAUAACAUAUCCUGUCUUUAAAUAACUCCAUACGAGCCUUCUACUCAGCUCGUUGUAUCGGACAGACCGUCCCAGGAGCUGACCCUCUAAACAUGGGCUGCUGGAAGCUCUGCGUCUUGGUCCUGCUGCCCCUUCUCAGCUGUGCUUUGGCCAAUGAGGAAGCCGAAUUGAUUAAAAAGAUAUUCUCUAAUUACGAUGAAAAGACGCGACCCGUCAGAUCCAUCAAAGACAUCAUCAAAGUCCAACUCAAGCUCACCCUGACCAAUCUCAUCUCCCUGAAUGAGAAGGAAGAGAUGAUGACGACCAAUGUGUGGCUGCAGCUGGUAUGGGAUGACUAUCGCCUGACGUGGAACAGUUCAGAAUAUGGUGGCAUCGAGGUGUUACGAGUCCGACCUGACAUGGUGUGGCUGCCUGAAAUCGUAAUGGAGAACAACAUUGAUGGGCAGUUUGAAGUUGCGUACUACGCCAAUGUUCUAGUCAAAUACGAUGGGUCUAUGUCCUGGCUGCCCCCAGCCAUUUUCAGGAGCACGUGUAGCAUUGAGGUCACCUACUUCCCCUUCGACUGGCAGAACUGCACCCUGGUGUUCAGGUCUCAAACUUACAACGCCAAAGAGGUGGACCUGCAGCUGGCGGAUGGCGACGGUGGGAAACCACUGGAGCGGGUCGAUAUAGAUCCUGAGGCCUUCACAGAAAACGGGGAAUGGGCAAUCAAACAUUGUCCAGCCUGGAAGUAUGUAAACCCCAGCUACACAGAAGAUGACCUCCAGUACCAGCAGAUCAUCUUUGGUCUGAUCAUCCAGAGGAAGCCUCUUUUUUACAUCGUCAACAUCAUUGUGCCAUGUGUCCUCAUCUCCUCCCUCGUGGUGCUCGUCUACUUUUUGCCGGCCAAAGCUGGAGGUCAGAAGUGCACACUGUCCAUCAACGUCCUCCUGGCCCAGACCGUCUUUCUGUUCCUCAUCGCUCAGAAGGUCCCGGAAACUUCCCUGAGUGUCCCACUGAUCGGAAAGUACUUGAUCUUUGUGAUGACUGUGUCCACCAUCAUCGUCCUCAGCUGCGUCAUUGUCCUCAACGUAUCGCUACGGACGCCGAGCACCCACAACCUGACCGUGGCCAUGAAACACAGGCUCCUGGAGGUGUUACCUCGCUACCUGCAGAUGAAGAUCGAGCCCUGCGAGGGAGAGGAGGAGACCCCGCGGGAGAGGAGGAAGAGCUCCCUGGGCAUAAUGCUGAAGGCUGAGGAGUAUGUCCUGAGGAAGCCGCGGAGCGAGCUGAUGUUUGAGCGGCAGAGGGAGCGGCACGGGAUGAGCCGGGACGACCGGGGCCACAGAGGUGAAGAGAAGGGAUCCAAAGCCAGGAGGGGGCAGUGGAGGUGGCAGAUAGUGGGCGGCUUUGAUGUUGGCGUAACCACCCCGCUGUUCAAGAACCUGGCGCACUGCGCCCCGGAGAUAAAGGAGUGUGUGGAGGCGUGCAACUUCAUCGCCACAAGCACCAAAGACCAGAACAAGAGCGGAGCGGAGAUGGAGAACUGGGUGAUGAUCGGGAAGGUGCUGGACGUCCUGUGCUUCUGGGGGGCGCUCCCCCUCUUUGGGGUGGGGACCUUGGCCAUCUUUUUCAUGGGACAUUUCAACAGUGCUCCGGAGCAUCCCUUCCUGAGUGGAGAUCACGUCUUCCCCCCGUGCUCCACCACCGCAGGCUGACGACGGUUCCAUCCCUGGUCCAGUAAUAAACCAGAAUCUGGCAG
This is a messenger RNA of Bufo gargarizans (Asiatic toad), 1751 nucleotides long. Its product is annotated as acetylcholine receptor subunit epsilon-like. Gene Ontology annotation, biological process: signal transduction; chemical synaptic transmission; nervous system process. The record is from RefSeq and is a predicted model, not a curated record. NCBI's taxonomy places the organism in Eukaryota, Metazoa, Chordata, Amphibia, Anura, Bufonidae. Gene Ontology annotation, molecular function: acetylcholine-gated monoatomic cation-selective channel activity; transmembrane signaling receptor activity. Gene Ontology annotation, cellular component: synapse; neuron projection; postsynaptic membrane. Bases 103 to 1707 code for a protein of 534 amino acids. The transcript is spliced from 12 exons.